AUGGCAUUGGACCCGUACUAUGAUAUGAUAGCAGACAUGGCAAGAAAUGGCCUGUCAUCGACAGAGAUUUUGGCGAACCUGGGAGUACAUGGAAGUGGAAAAGGAUUUUCGACAAGAAAUAUCAGGAAAUACUGCGCUGCAAAUGGGAUCAGUUUGGGAAUCCCACACGCACGUCUAGAGCUGGAGGUAGCCCAAGCCAUAAUGGAGACUGGACCAAGUUUUGGAAGAAGAAUGAUGAAGGGGUAUCUUUCCACUAAAAAUGUGCAUGCGGGAGAGGCAAGGAUUGGAUCAGUGCUGAGAACUAUUCAUCGGCCAUACCAUGAAGAUAGACGCCAGGGUUCCAAAAAUCUGAACCCCAUACCAUAUACGGCUGAAUACAUGGGUCACAAGAUACAUCUAGACCAAAAUGAAAAAAUUGCCAUGUUCGGUGCUACCCAUGUUUUAGCCAUUGAUGGCUUCAGCAGAAUGAUUGUUGGAUUUUCCACAAUGCCCAUCAAGAACAAUCUUCUCAUAUAUGAAAAUGUAUUCAGAAUCACAUAG
Molecule: messenger RNA, 540 nt
Organism: Knipowitschia caucasica
Lineage: Eukaryota; Metazoa; Chordata; Actinopteri; Gobiiformes; Gobiidae
Source: the annotation of a GenBank genome assembly